AUGUCCGGUUCCUUUGGGGGAUGGAUCCUAAAGAGUUCACCUAUCCCAAUAACAAAGAAACCAGACUUAAAUGAUCCUGUAUUAAGAGCUAAAUUAGCUAAAGGGAUGGGACAUAAUUAUUACGGGGAACCCGCAUGGCCCAACGAUCUUUUAUAUAUUUUUCCAGUAGUAAUUCUAGGUACUAUUGCAUGUAAUGUAGGUUUAGCGGUUCUCGAGCCAUCAAUGAUUGGUGAACCGGCAGAUCCGUUUGCAACUCCUCUGGAAAUAUUACCCGAGUGGUACUUCUUUCCCGUGUUUCAAAUACUCCGUACGGUACCCAAUAAGUUAUUGGGCGUUCUUUUAAUGGUUUCUGUGCCAACAGGCUUAUUGACAGUACCUUUUCUAGAGAAUGUCAAUAAAUUCCAAAAUCCAUUUCGCCGCCCAGUAGCUACGACCGUUUUUUUAAUCGGUACUGUAGUAGCUCUUUGGUUAGGUAUUGGAGCAACAUUACCCAUUGAUAAAUCAUUAACUUUAGGUCUUUUUUAG
Molecule: messenger RNA, 525 nt
Organism: Aegilops tauschii subsp. strangulata
Lineage: Eukaryota; Viridiplantae; Streptophyta; Magnoliopsida; Poales; Poaceae
Source: the annotation of a RefSeq genome assembly